Zerene cesonia (dogface butterfly) is the source of this 1095-nucleotide messenger RNA. RefSeq names its product thioredoxin domain-containing protein 9. Gene Ontology annotation, biological process: microtubule cytoskeleton organization. Gene Ontology annotation, cellular component: cytoplasm. The transcript has 2 exons. The record is from RefSeq and is a predicted model, not a curated record. The annotation marks the transcript as partial. NCBI's taxonomy places the organism in Eukaryota, Metazoa, Arthropoda, Insecta, Lepidoptera, Pieridae.
CUUGCAGGUCGUCUCAAGAUCCGCGUGAUCCCCACCAUCGCGCUGGUGAAGGACAACAAGACGAAGGACUUUGUCGUCGGGUUCACUGACCUCGGCAACCGAGAUGACUUCUCCACCGACGUGCUCGAAUGGAGGAUCGCCAGAGCUCAAGUGAUUGAAUACUCCGGAGACCUGCUGGUCCCACCCGCAGAGGGCAAGAAGAAGACGUUGCACGUGCAGAGCAAGCGGACCAUCAGGAGCCGAAAUGAUUCGGACUCGAGCGAUGGUCUCAGCGAUUGAUCACCUCCAGCUAGGCUAGAUGUGUGACUCUAGAAGCGCUAAUUGAGACUGGAUUCUUAACACCUAAAUCGAUUUUGUCAUGCAGUAUUAUGUAAUUGCAUAUUCAAUUUUUUAAAUUCUUAUAUUUUAGAACACAUACAAAUCCAUGAAAUGGUAGUGACACUCUGAAUGUUUAUGGCUGGUGGUGAUUGCUUACCAUAAGGCUGAUCACCACAUUGCUCACUGUGAAUAAAAAAUAAAUACAAAUAUAUCUUUAAACAGUGAUAUGGUGUAAAUUUUUGUGUUAUAUAUGUCUCCGCUAAAUAAUGAAUACUCUGGGUUUUGCAAUCAACUUUGCUACUAUAAAGAAAUAAUGUAACUUUUUAAUAUUUUGUAUGAUUCACAAUUUUUAGUUACAAUCUCACUUGUUUAUAAUCUUAUGGUUAUAUAUAAUAUAGGAAAAUAUAAAAAAAAGUAAUUAAAAGUAUUCAAAUUUUAUGCGCCUAAGGGACACCUCGCGCCAUCUAUUGGGGUGUCCUUUAGGUUCAUGAAACUGUAAGAGUAGAAGAGAUUCGAUGACUGUGGCGGGAUCACGGGCGGCCGAGAGGCUAGGCGUUGCUACGGUUUGGUAAAAAGACGUGGGGUUCUAAUCCCGUUGAGUGAUCGAAUUUUUUCUAUUUCAAAAUUUCUCAUUUAUAAAGCAUUUCUAUAAAAGUAAAAAUUAAGAUUUCUUUCACUUAUUACGGUAUUAAUUCUAAAUUUAAUGCAACAUUUACAUUAAUUCAGUCUAUAGACCCUUUAUAUUUGCAUCGAGGUUUCAAUUUAUUCCAUUGACGA